AUGAUGGAUCCAUACUCUUAUUCGGCAGGCAACUUUCACCGCCUGCCGGCGUUUCCAUCAAGUGGUUACAUGAGUAAAGCUGAUGUGUUCCGGCCAGACAACGGAGCCUCCAUUCGGCCGUUCGCCAGUGUUCCUAUGCUCCACGAUCAGUCGGGUACCAAUGUCGGAGGCUCCCCUUCAGGAGGCGGCGGUUCAAUGCUACCCUCGUUCGGCUUCACCCAGGAGCAGGUGGCGUGUGUCUGCGAGGUGCUUCAGCAGGGAGGCAACAUAGACCGGCUAGCUCGAUUCUUGUGGUCUCUCCCUGCCUGCGAACACCUCCACAAGAAUGAAAGCGUUCUCAAAGCCAAAGCUGUGGUGGCCUUUCACAGAGGCAACUUUAAGGAGUUGUAUAAAAUUCUAGAGAACAACCAGUUUGCUCCACAUAAUCAUCCCAAGCUGCAGGCGCUGUGGUUGAAAGCGCACUAUGUCGAAGCGGAGAAACUUCGUGGAAGACCGUUGGGUGCCGUGGGAAAAUACCGGGUGAGGAGGAAGUUUCCGCUGCCUAGAACUAUCUGGGAUGGAGAAGAGACAAGUUACUGCUUUAAGGAAAAGUCCAGAACUGUGUUAAGAGAGUGGUACUCACACAAUCCCUACCCCUCGCCAAGGGAGAAGCGAGAGUUGGCGGAGGCAACCGGACUGACAACUACUCAAGUCAGUAAUUGGUUCAAAAACAGACGGCAGAGAGAUCGGGCGGCUGAAGCUAAAGAUCGAGAGCACCCUGGAAUGCCGGGACAGCCGGGUAUGCUUCAAGAUCCAAACUCACCCAACUCAGAUGAUAUCAAAGAAGAACACAGUCCAGAACCUCUCGGUGGUCAAGGAAAACUAGGCCACCAAUCCCCACCGCACCCGUCCGCCAUUUACGCCGAUUUACAAAAAGCUUCCAGUAUGGCCGCAUCAGCUUCCGCCGGAAGCAUGAUGGCGGCUGCGCACAGCAUGAUGGGAGGUCAUCAUAACCACGCGCUAGGGCAUAUGGGUCACCAUCUAUCAAAUGCGGGAGCAGUGGUGAAUCCUGCAAUCAAUCAUAUGCUACAGGAGUAUCAGACUUUAUGA
Messenger RNA from Candidula unifasciata, 1089 nucleotides. NCBI's taxonomy places the organism in Eukaryota, Metazoa, Mollusca, Gastropoda, Stylommatophora, Geomitridae. The record is from the annotation of a GenBank genome assembly.